Molecule: messenger RNA, 4972 nt
Organism: Corticium candelabrum
Lineage: Eukaryota; Metazoa; Porifera; Homoscleromorpha; Homosclerophorida; Plakinidae
Exons: 7
Coding region: 46-4569 (1507 amino acids)
Biological process (GO): signal transduction
Molecular function (GO): protein binding
Source: RefSeq, a predicted model, not a curated record
CAUAAGGCAGCUUGUAGCAAGAGAGAUAGCUCUGAGGUUUGUGUGAUGCUCAUAGCAAAGGGAGCUCAAUUGAAUGCUAUAGAUGGCAAUGGAGACACAUCUCUACAGGUUGCAUGUCAGAAAGGAAAUAUGAAAUCAGCUGAUGUGUUAGUUGAAAAGGAUGCUGAUUGCAAUGUAUUGAAUGUGUGUGGUGAGACAUUACUGCACUUGGCUUGUAAGAGUCGUGUUGAAUGUGUUGAGUUGUGUGAUAAGUUGAUAUCACAUGGAGUGAAUCCUCAUAUAGCUGACAGAGAAGGAAACUUACCUUUACAUGUUGCUUUGAAGAACAGACUUGCUAAGACAUUUUGCUGGCUGUUUGAACAUUUAGGUAGGCCCUUGUUAGAUGACUUAGAAAAGGUGAAUAUUGGUAAAGAAGAUCUUGUAGCCUAUUUAGAUUAUGCCAAUGAAGCAGGUGACACUCGUGCGUGUCAUCAGUUUUUAGAACUAAUUGCAAAGUCUGAUAUUUCAAAUAAACUUAGUUUGAGUGCAUUAAAAUGCUGUUCCAGGGCAGGCUAUUCACUUCUUCACACAGCAGUUCAAAAGCAGGACUUUACUUUGUGUCAGUAUUUGAUUGACCAUGGAGCAUCUGUAAAUGCUGAUGUACCUCACGAAUACCAGGGUCCUACUCUUAAGGAAACUCCUUUAGAUCUGGCAGUAAAGCUUGGAGAUGUUAAUUUAUGUGGUUUGCUGAUAGAACACGGUGCUAUUAUUGACCCCGAGAUAAAAGGCAGGAAAGGUCCAUUGCAUUUAGCUAUUGUUAAGGAGCAGAAAGAUGUAACAAGACUUCUUCUGUCUCAUGGCGCUGAUUUGAGUAAAGUUGAAAUUAGUGGAGAAUCUGCAUUGAAGAGAUCAGAAACACGAGGAAAUGUCAAUCUGGCAUCAAUAAUUCAGGCUACUGAAACAUUUCCUGAAGAGAUUGUGUCUCAAGGAGAGACAGCAUUGCGUGUCUAUCUGUCAAGUUGUGAUGAGGGAUCAGCAGUGAAUGUGUUUUUACGUGUUGAUGUUGUCGGUCGUGAUGGUGCCGGUAAGACGAGCUUAACAAAAUCUCUCACUCUGCAGAAGUUCAAUCGUGAUGAGCCGAGCACAAGAGGAGUGGUGUUUGAUCCAAAGUGUCAGAUUAUUGUGAAGGAAGCAUGUGACUGGACCAACCCUCUCACAAGUGCUGACUACACAGAAAUAUAUGAGAAGAAUGUUGUGAUCAAUAUGGCAGAUACACUCGACACACCACAAGUGAAAGAUCAAUAUUUCAAGUCAAAAGAAAAUGAACAACCAAGAAAACAGGAAGACCUUGACAUGACCAGGAAAUCAGUAAAGCAGGAUUUACAUGUGCAGGCUGUUCCUGUUGAUUCUUCUCAUGGCAUUAAGCCUUUCCUGCCUUAUGUAACACGUAGUGGUUCUUCUCAGGAGUUGCCCAGUUCUUCCCAGAAAGCAACAAUUUCAGCAGUCUCUGCACAUUCAGUUGCAUCAAAUUUUUCGUCCUCAUUGCAAAUGCCAUCAAAUUUGUUAGCACUUGAAGACUCUAGAUCUUUGUCUCACAUCCCAGUCACAGAUGCAAACCCAUCAGGUGGUACAGCCACACUUGUUGCUACAGCGUGUUCAUUAUCAGAUCAGAUUGCAGCAGAUUUUACAAAUGUGGAUACUUUAGUUGGUGAUGAAAAGGACAGUAUUAUAGCCAGCAGUUUCUCAUCUGAUUUACACAGCAGUCAACAAAGUAAAGCAGUAAACCAUCAGAGAAGCAAUACAACCGCAAGAUUUCAGUUGGCUGGAACAAAUGCUAAACAGGUGACAUCUAGUUGUGACAGUCAACAGCAACAACAAAAGCAACAGCAGAAGAAAAGCCGGAAGAAGAAAAGCCGGAAGAAGAAGAGCAAAAAGUCAAGCAAAGAUUCUGUAUUCUUUGACUCAGGCACCACUGAUUAUUGUGCUGGUUUAGUCCAUAAAGCUACAUUGCCAAACAAGAAGACACAAUCGAUUGUAGCAAGUACUGAUUUCGGAUUGUCUAACCACCAAAACAAACAAACAGCAACAACAUUGCCUCACAAUGUUGAUGCUCCUUCUACUGAGAACACAACUACUCUACCUCAACACAUUCAAGAAAGGGUUUCUAAGAGUUUAAGAGACCCAAAGUCUCGUCAGAAGACUAAGAAAGAAAUCAUGCUUACCGUGUUGGACUAUGCUGGUCAGAAUGUGUUCUAUGUCACACAUCAUUUGGUCAUGUCAAAAGCUGGUUUUAUGUACAUUGUGUUUAAUGCUUCUCUACCAAUGGACGACAAGACUCCAUGUCAGUUUCGCUCUGAAGAUGGAACAAUUAUCCACAUUCCUUUGUUUGAUAACGAAACAAACUUUGAUCGAUUGGAAGAGUGGGUAUCAGGUGUUCAUAUCAUGGAAGGUGAUCAGUCACGUCGUAUCAUGAUAUUUGAGAAAGUAGGAAUCAGAUCACCUGCCAUGUUUCUAGUAGGAACGCAUGCUGAUGAGCUAAAGGAGCAACCAGGGAUGAUGGAGAAACAGGAUGCAUUCAUAAGGAAGAAACUGGAGGGCACAGUGCUGGCAGAGCAUAUCAUAUGGGCAUCUAAAGAUGUAAUGUGUUUCUAUGUGGAUAACACAGUGACAGAUCCAGACAGUGGAGUCGUAGAUCCACAGGUGAAAUUACUUCGUCAGAAGACAGAGGAGGUGGCUCACAAGGUGGCUCAACAUCACAGAUUGCCCAUCAAAUGGCUCAAGUAUGAGCAGAAGGUACGAGAAGUGAAAGUCUCUUAUCCACUAAAGAAGACGACAACUGUUGAUGAAUUACUGCAGCUUGCCAUGAAUGCUGCUGGAAUCAAAAGUCGAGAGGAGGUGUUGGUGUUGCUGCAGUAUUUGAGUAGUCGUGCAGUGUUGAUGUAUCAUCCCAAGGCAUUGAAGAGUGGAGAUGAUGAAGAAGUCGUGUUAGAUGUGGAAUGGUUUGUAUCACAGCUGCAGAAAGUGAUCACGAUAUACAUGGAAGGUGAUGUUCCUCCCAUGUUAUGGAAUGAUGUAAAACGCAGCAAAGAGAAAGGCAUCAUGACAAUGUCUCUUGUGAGACAUCUUUUAUCAGAUGCCGGUUCUACUCAACGUCUCAUUGUGUCACUGAUGAGGCACUAUGAUUUGCUGUGUGAGUAUUCUGUUAUUGAAGAGAAAAAUAUGGAAGAAGCAAAUUGUCAAGAUUUCCUUAGUUUUGAUGUAGAAAGCAAAGGUCCAUUGCAUAGUGAGGAAGAACAGAAUGUGAUUGAGAGAGACGCUUGCUUCAUUCCUUGCCUCCUGGAGCAUGCAGUUGGUCUUGAAUCAGAUAAGAUGAAUGAUGAGCUGAAGUCAUUGCCUCUCAUCUUGUCAUCUGCUCCCAUUCGCAUUCCUCAGCCAUUAUUCUACAGAAUACUGACUCUUCUGUGUAAACGUUUUCGUCGCUUGGCAGUUAUUUAUCGCAAUGUGGGCUACUUCCACAUCUAUCCUGGUCAUCGACUGGAGUUUGCUCUUAACAGAUACAACUUUCAAAUGACUGUGUUGUCACAUACAGCACUCAAUGCCAAGGUGUGUGCUGCUAUUCGUGAGUGGAUUGUGGAUGCUGUCAACAAGGCGAAACAGCAAGGAAUGGCAGGUCUGAAGUUGCAUCUGGGAUUUAUGUAUGAAGCAUCGAUUUCAGAAUCACAAAAUUGUACAGUUGAGUUUAUCUCUUUGGAUGGAUAUCAACAUACUCGUUUUGAGCUCUACAGCAGUGUGACAAAAGAUGAAAUUCAACCUCCUGACAGACUUUCUCUUUGGUAUCCACAACUUGAGUUUUCAGACACUGAAAUGAUGUCAACAGUAUGUGGCACUUCUCAGCCAUUACAGCAUAAAUCUAUCAGCUAUAUGACACCAGUCAAGUCCCUCAUUGAUGAACCAUCUGCAACCUGUUUGUUGGCAGUGUCUAAACUUCUAGAUGAAGAUGAUGAUCUAGGCGAUGACUGGAGGAGGUUAUGGUCUGAGCUGUUAAACAGACCUCUUAAUGAAGACGUGGUGAGCAAGAAGUGUGUGAGCCCCACUCUUUAUGUGCUAAAGCGAUGGUGCAGGAUGGUAAUUCCUAACGAAGCUACAAUAGGACGACUGAUAAAGGCUCUUAGUGCAAUAUACAGAAAUGAUGUUGCUUGUGUGCUAGAAGAAUACUGCCAGAGCUCAGACACAUGUACUACAAUGCUGAGAUCACCUGCAGCCACAGAUGUGACACCUGAGGAGUUAAAUCAUCUUGCUGACAUGAUAGAAGGAUCUUGGCAACAGUUUGCUUCAGUUCUUGCACCCAACCUGUUUAAAGUCACAGGAAAAAUUGCUGCCAUAAAACAAGAUUAUCCUACUUCUGCACUCCAAGCUAAAGCUAUGUUGGAAAUUUGGUGUGACCAACUUGGUGCUAAAGCCCAGCGACACUUACUUAUUGGUGCAUUAAUUCAACGAGGACUAAGAUCUCAGGCAGAGGAUGUGUUUGGAGUAGAAGUUGUGAAGGAGAUGUUGAAAGGUACAAGAACAAGUGGCAAGACAGACUGCUGAGACUAGACAAGAGCAUCUGCAUCCACUCAGUGACGAGACAACAUAGGAUCUGUUGUUCAUAGCUUGACAUAUGACGGGCUUCAUUCAAGUCUUGAUACCAAGAAUUCAAGUCUUGAACAGCAAGAUUCUAUAGCUCUAAUGAAUUAAGAUAAAAACGACUGUCGUACGUGUCAAUAUUAUAAACUGUAGUACAGUGUACAUAUGUGGUGAUGAACGUAUGGUAAAUGCAAGUAGAAAUAUUGCAGUUAAUGUUUGAGUGGCACAUGUUGUAUUGCCAAUCAGUAUGUCUAAUACAACAGAAUGCAGUUUAGAAUACUGUCCAUCUACUGACAUAUGAAGUAGCAGGCCAUCUGUCCGUGUUGGGUUUACAUGGAGGUCUCGGAUGACCACACAGGAUGUACAU